Messenger RNA from Momordica charantia (bitter melon), 4023 nucleotides. It is a transcript of the gene PEX1, whose product is annotated as peroxisome 1. Gene Ontology annotation, molecular function: ATP hydrolysis activity; ATP binding. Gene Ontology annotation, cellular component: cytosol; peroxisome; peroxisomal membrane. Lineage: Eukaryota; Viridiplantae; Streptophyta; Magnoliopsida; Cucurbitales; Cucurbitaceae. Gene Ontology annotation, biological process: protein import into peroxisome matrix. The record is from RefSeq and is a predicted model, not a curated record.
UCGCAGUGUUAGAUAACGCGCGCAUUGAAGUUCGCAAUCGUAUGGAUGCAAGGUUGCAGAAAACACCAAGAAAUUUCUACCCCGACGACUACAUGACGACGAUCAACAACUGAAACCGGCGCGACUUCAAUUCAGCUCAUGCAAUUGCCAGUGCCAGUGCCAGUGCCGGAGGAAGUCGGAAUCGGAUAGCGCCCGGAACUCUCUCUCUCUUUUGGUCGGUGUAAAGGCGCCGGUAUCAUAACUAUCAUCGGAGGCGGCUCUCAAUUUUCACUUUCACUACACGCGGCCGACUUGAUUCAGUCGUUUCUGCUUCUGCUGCGGUUUUCGUUGUGUAAAUUUUCAAUUCUUGAAUACUAUGGAGUUGGAGGUGAGGACUGUGGGAGGGAUGGAGGAUUGUUUCGUAUCACUUCCUCUCCUUCUCAUCCAAACUCUUGAGAGGCGGUCUUCGGCAAUGGACGGUCUCCCUGAACUUCUCGUUCUUGAACUUCGGGAUUCCUCUUCCGAUGAGGUCUGGAUGGUUUCUUGGUCUGGCGCUACCUCGUCUUCUUCUGCAAUUGAGGUCUCCAAGCAGUUUGCAGAUUGCAUUUCUUUACCAGACUGUAUCAUUGUUCAAGUUCGAGCUACUUCUUAUGUGCCAGAGGCUACUCAAGUUUCAAUUGAGCCAUAUAGUGAGGAUGAUUGGGAGGUUCUAGAGUUAAAUGCGGAGCUUGCUGAGGCAGCCACAUUGAACCAGGUUAGAAUAAUUCAUGAAGGAAUGAGAUUUCCUUUGUGGUUGCAUGGUCGGACGGCUGUUACAUUCCUUGUGGUUUCUACCUCUCCUAAGCGCGCGGUGGUGAAACUUGUGCAAGGAACUAAGGUAGUAGUUGCUCCAAAGACACGUGAGAAAGUUCUGGAUUCUAGAGAGGGUUCGCCCAUACAAUCUUCUUGUAUGGUUCAGGCAAAAGCUGUGCUGCGAGUUCAAGACCUGGACAAGAGAUUGAUUUGCAAUAGUACCUUUGCAGGCAUUGAGCUUCGGGUAGUGCCAACUUCUGUUGCCUUUAUUCAUCCACAAACGGCUAAAAAUUUCUCAUUGAACUCUCUUGAGUUGGUUUCUAUAUUGCCUAGAUCAUCAGGGAAAGAGAGUGGGAACCAUAAUGAGAUCAAUGAUUUGAGGAAGUUGAAAAGUUCAACUGCCGAAACGAAUAGUGGAGAAAGAACGAAUGGAGAGGAAAGUCGCCAGGCUGUUAUUUAUCUAUUAAAUUCAAAUUUGGUCAAUGAAGGGCAUAUAAUGAUCGCUCGUUCCCUUCGACUUUAUCUGAGAAUCAACUUGCAUUCAUGGGUUCUUGUAAAGCAACACAAAGUUAAUUUGAAGGAGGGUUUCUCCUCUGCUUCGCUCUCUCUUUGCUACUUUAAAGUACUUGACGAUGACAUGACUCUUGCUAAGAAUGAUCUCAAGGCAAGUGACAGCCAUAAAAGCGUCAAGAGGAAAAAUAUGAUGUUCAAGACUAGCUCAUGGUCUUAUAUGGACGUUGCUAACUCAUCAGCUCAUGACCAAGUUGUUGAGGUUCUCUCUCACGAAUCUCCUGGUAGUGAGGAUGAGGGUUCUUGCUGUUUGUCAGGUGUGAAAAAAGGAUUACAAAUUCUUCUUCAAGAAUGGUUCCUUGCACAUCUUAAUGCCAUGGCUUGUAGCGUAGGAAAUAAAGUUAAUGCAAUGCGUCUGGGAAACCAAAGCUUGCUUCACUUUGAAGUCAAUGGUUUGAAGUCUGGGACUCGAAACAUAAACUCAGCACCUCUUAAUGCUUCAGAAGACACAACUAAGACAGUUGAGAUCCUGUAUGUUAUGACUAUUUUGCAAGAGCCGUUGCAAGGGGUAUGCAGUAAUGCAUUUGAACUUUCUUUCGAUGAUCUAAAUAAGUGCGUCAUUAAAUUGGGAAGUGCAGAGUUGUCUGAAAAGUUGCACUUGGGUGACCCUAUAUCCUUCUCAACCAUCAAAGAGAAGACUUAUGUUGAGGGUGAUAGCUUGGAUGUAUCUUCUCUGAGCUGGUUGGAUGCGUCUCUUCCUGAUGUUAUUAAUAGGAUAAAGGUAUUAUUAUCUCCAACAGCUGGGAGGUGGUUUGGGACCCAUAAUCUUCCACUUCCUGGACAUAUUCUCUUAUGUGGACCUCCAGGUUCUGGAAAGACAUUAUUAGCAAGAGCUGCUGCAAAAUUCCUUCAGGAAUACGAAGAUCUUUUAGCACACGUGGUUUUUGUUUGUUGUUCUCGACUUGCUUCUGAAAAAGUCCAGACUAUUCGCCAGUCACUAUUGAGCUAUAUAUCAGAAGCUUUAGAUCAUGCACCUUCUCUCAUUAUUUUUGAUGACUUAGAUAGCAUUAUUUUGUCAACAUCUGACUCAGAAGGAUUUCAGCCAUCCACAUCAAUGUCUGCAAUGUCAGAGUUUCUCACUGACAUGAUAGAUGAAUACGAGGAAAAGAGGAAAAGCUCGUGUCAGGUUGGUCCUAUUGCAUUUGUGGCUUCCGUGCAGACUCUAGAUAAAAUACCACAAUCAUUGAGAUCUUCAGGAAGAUUCGACUUUCAUAUGGAAUUGCCUGCUCCUGCUGCAUCAGAACGAGCUGCUAUUUUGAAGCAUGAAAUACAGAGACGUUCCCUAGAUUGUUCAGAUGUGACCUUACAAGAAAUUGCCUCAAAAUGUGAUGGCUAUGAUGCAUAUGAUUUGGAAAUUUUGGUUGAUAGAGCUGUCCACGCUGCCGUUAGCCGUUUUCUCCCACUGCAUCUUGCUCUAAACCAGAAGCAACAUCCCACUCUAAUCGAAAAUGAUUUUUCUCUGGCUAUGAACGAAUUUGUUCCAGCUUCAAUGCGUGAUAUUACUAAACCAGCUGCAGAAGGUGGUCGCUCAGGCUGGGAUGAUGUUGGCGGUUUAGUUGAAGUUAAGAAUUCUAUCAAAGAGAUGCUUGUAUUGCCUUCAAAGUUCCCCAAUAUCUUUUCGCGAGCUCCUUUAAGGUUACGGUCGAAUGUUCUCCUAUAUGGACCCCCUGGUUGUGGCAAGACACACAUAGUUGGUGCUGCUGCUGCUGCUUGUUCUUUGCGAUUUAUAUCAGUGAAAGGGCCUGAACUUUUAAACAAAUACAUUGGCGCUUCUGAGCAAGCUGUUCGGGAUAUUUUCUCGAAAGCAACUGCAGCAGCACCUUGCAUUCUUUUCUUUGACGAGUUUGAUUCAAUUGCCCCAAAGAGAGGGCACGAUAACACUGGAGUCACUGAUCGUGUGGUCAAUCAAUUUCUAACUGAAUUGGAUGGUGUUGAAGUUCUAACCGGUGUAUUUGUUUUUGCUGCAACAAGUUGUAUUUCGUUUUUCAUUUUAAGCAGUAGACCAGAUUUGCUUGAUGCCGCACUGCUAAGACCUGGCCGGCUAGAUCGUCUUCUGUUUUGUGAUUUCCCCUCUCCAGUGGAACGGCUAAAUAUUCUUCAAGUUCUUUCCACAAAGUUGCCAUUAGCUAGUGAUGUUGAUUUGGAGGCGGUCGCUUAUAUGACAGAAGGAUACAGUGGAGCCGACCUUCAAGCUCUACUCUCAGAUGCUCAACUUGCAGCGGUUCACGAGCAUCUCGAUAGCAUGAAUGCUAAUGACCCAGCUCAAAAGCCUAUCAUUACUGAUGCUAUUUUGAAGGCAGCUACAGCCAAGGCAAGACCAUCAGUAUCAGAUGCUGAGAAGCAGAGGCUGUACGGCAUUUACAGACAGUUCUUGGAUUCCAAAAAAUCUGUCUCCAUGCAGACUAGAGAUGCAAAGGGCAAGCGGGCAACCCUAGCUUAAGGACACGGGCAGCAUCAUCACUAAAUUUUGCUCAUCAAAUAGAUAUAUAUAUACAUAUGCUUCCACUCACUUACCUUCUAUCUUCAACUAGUUUAUUUAUUGUUACCAUAUUAUUCUUAUACAACAUAUUUAUUUUAAAAUAUUACAUUACAAAUAGGAAACAAAAAUUUAAUAGGGGUCGGAAUUAGAUCUUAUAACCAAUAAAAAGAUUAUAGAUGUCUAACUUUUUGAACUAUGUUCAA